Molecule: messenger RNA, 2210 nt
Organism: Nematostella vectensis (starlet sea anemone)
Lineage: Eukaryota; Metazoa; Cnidaria; Anthozoa; Actiniaria; Edwardsiidae
Product: suppressor of cytokine signaling 5
Exons: 2
Coding region: 245-1510 (421 amino acids)
Biological process (GO): intracellular signal transduction; phosphatidylinositol phosphate biosynthetic process
Cellular component (GO): phosphatidylinositol 3-kinase complex
Molecular function (GO): 1-phosphatidylinositol-3-kinase regulator activity
Source: RefSeq, a predicted model, not a curated record
GUCGCUCAGUGUCUGUCAGCCUAAAAGCCGAGUCUACCACCGUGUUUAUAUUUACGGGCCAUAAAAAGUGGUCGGGAGGUUUUAAGUUCUGUCUCUACACGAAAGCUGCAAGCCAUCUGUCCGUCUAAGCAUGACCAUGAAACUUGUAUUAACCUGCACAAUAGCAUUCUGAGUUAACCAGCAACCAGUUUCAGAUAAACCUCUCCAGCUGUUAACACUACACACACAUCAACACGCGAGCAGUAUGGCGGAAGGCGGCUUGAACUACGAGGGGAAUAUUAGCGGCUCAGAUUUUGAGAGCGACGAAGAGGACAACAGAGUACCUAGGCAAAUAAGGGAACAGCUUCUUGCACUUGCCAUAGAUGGCAACCAGUGUGGAGAAAUGAAAAACGAAGUUUCGCGAGAGCAACAAAAUGAACAGGUCGGCACCCAAGAAAUGGCUACAGACUCUAGGAACUUAUCGAAUAGGAGCUCCGAUAUCAGGCAAUCAAGAUCUCGAAGUUUCUCAUUUGGACGCUUAGUUCGACGCAUUAGUAGUAGGAGAUCGGGAAAUAUUAUGAAUGAGGCGGCAGCUAGGACGCAAUCGAGACGGAAUAUGCAUACAAGUGACAACAAUCGAGUGGAUGGGAACGAAGAGCCGUACUAUAGCACAGCUGACGAGGUACAGCGACCACGAAGUGUUAUCCUUCGGUCACGUUCGCGAACUCAUGGCGACCUAACUGAGCGCUCAUCCAGACGUAGGUCUAGUAGCGUUUUGGAUAGAGUUAGAAGGCUUUUUGACUCGGGAGAUACAGAAAAUGGCGAAAGCUCGACAGGAAGUAGCUUGCCUAACGAAGGUGAAAUGUCUGAAGAGAGAAAUAUGGUGCUAAAUCUUGACGCGCCUAUGCGUAUACCAUUCCCUAUCGGAGUAAACGAACUAGUCGCUAUCAGACAAGAGAGAGCUAGAUUACGAGCCGAACAGACAAGAAUAGAGUAUUACUUUAUACGGGAUCUUUUGGAAAUCACAAAUUGCCCAUGGUAUUGGGGGAAAAUCAACCGUUUCGAAGCUGAAAGGGUCCUGGAUGGUCUUCCAGAUGGAACAUUUCUUCUCAGAGACAGUGCUCAGUAUCAGUACCUCUUCUCUGUGAGUUUCCGGAGGUAUUUCCGCACAUACCAUGCCCGAAUUGAACAGUGGAAGCACCGAUACAGCUUCGAUAAGCCCAGUGACUACUCAUUUUGCUCAAAGACUCUUCAUGAGUUGUUGCAACACUACUCACAAGCAGAGCAGUGCAUGUACUAUGAGCCUCUUCUCCUGAAUGCACUGCCGCGUAAGAAUACAUUACCAUUACAGCACUUGUGUCGUGCCACCAUUUGCAAAAAUGUAUCUUUUCAAGAUGUGGAUGAAUUGCCAAUCCCUAAAUCACUUCAAACAUUUUUAAGAGAAUACCACUACAAGGUCGCAGUUAAGAUAAUGGAGGACAAAGGCACUCAAACUUUAGCUCCUAAGAGAAAGUUUCUUCUUCGCAGCUAAUAUUGUCUUUCUUAUAGAGUUCUUAUGAAUAUUACAACAACAGAAACAAAUAUGCACCUCCAUAAAUGAUGGCCAAGCAUAUGUUCCCCACAAAUCACCAAUGCUAAGUGAUAUUCAGUGCAAAUUCAAUAUAGUAAUACAAUGAGGGACUGAAAAACUGUAUCUUUAUAUUUAGGAAAUCAUUAAACAAAGAUGAUUUCCUAUAUAUCUUAUGGAUGGUGGUGGUACAAUGGAGUAUCACUUUUUUAAGGUUCCACUGUAUACAUGCUGUAUAUGUGAGCACAUAUUCAUGGAUUAUACCUAUUGUACAUGAAGCAUAAAAUUAUGCACAUCACUUUGUUAUCAAAGUGUUAUAUAAACAUAUAGUUUAUAUGAACAAUAUGGCAAUAAAAAGGUAAAUGAGAAGUAUUUUGUCAAUAGAGUAGUUUUCAAAAUCCCGUGUAACAAAAUAUAGUUGUUAAAAUGUAAAAGUCAAGCCAGAACAAAGACAUUACAAUGUAUUAGUACUAAAUAAACUAAAAUGUAUUUCACGGGUUUUUGAAAACCACUCUAAAAUACUGCUGUGUUUUUGUUGUAUAAUUCUUUAUUUGAAAAAAAAAUAACCAAGUCCUGUUGAUCAGGGUUUGUGCUGAGACAGAUUCAAGUAACUCAUGUAGAAAAAAUCAUCAUAAAAAUGAAAAAGACACUAAAGUUAAAGUUA